Messenger RNA from Solea senegalensis (Senegalese sole), 1670 nucleotides. It is a transcript of the gene dlk2, whose product is annotated as delta-like 2 homolog (Drosophila). NCBI's taxonomy places the organism in Eukaryota, Metazoa, Chordata, Actinopteri, Pleuronectiformes, Soleidae. Gene Ontology annotation, cellular component: plasma membrane; protein-containing complex. Gene Ontology annotation, molecular function: calcium ion binding. The coding region runs from base 213 to 1376 and encodes 387 amino acids. The record is from RefSeq and is a predicted model, not a curated record. Gene Ontology annotation, biological process: heterophilic cell-cell adhesion; establishment or maintenance of epithelial cell apical/basal polarity. The transcript is spliced from 7 exons.
CAGAGAAGCAGCAGAAGAAGCUGAAGCAGCCUGUGUGAGUAGAACGAGAUCAGGAGAGACUGAAGCAGGAAGAGGAGACAAGGACAGGAAAAGUGUCCACAUGGAGACGUGAGACACAUGUGAAGACAAGCAGAUGUGAGGAGGAGGAAACCUGCAGACGCAGAGCGAGCCAACACAAACUCCAGCAGGUCGUUUCAUCUGAAGCCGCCAUCAUGUUUGUUGCCAGAGCCACAGCCGCCCUCACCCUCGCCGCCUUCUCCGCCCUCUCCGCCCUCAUAGCUCCACCCUGCUCAGCUCAAGAAACUGAGUGUAGAUGUAACGUCAGCAACAGUCGCUGUGACGACGCCGGAGUGUGUCGGUGUGACCCUGGUUGGGAUGGCGAGCUCUGUGACCGUUGCGUCCUGAUGCCCGGCUGCGUCCACGGCUCGUGUCAGCAGCCGUGGCAGUGUAGCUGUGAUGUGGGGUGGGCGGGGCGUUUCUGCGACAAAGAUCUGUCCGUGUGCUCGCGGCUGCGUCCGUGUCAGAACGGAGCGUCCUGUGUGACGGAGGACAGUGGCGAGUACGCGUGUCUCUGUCCUGACAGCUUCCACGGACGAAACUGUCAUCUGAAGGCGGGGCCGUGUCAUCAGAGGAGGUCUCCGUGUAAAAAUGGCGGCCUGUGUGAAGACGCAGACGGUUUUGCGGCGGCGUUGACGUGCCGCUGUCUGGUCGGCUUCACGGGACCGCGCUGUGAGACCGACGUGGACGACUGUCUCAUGAUGCCGUGUGGGAACGGCGCCACCUGUGUGGACGGCGUGAACCGCUUCUCGUGUCUCUGCCCCACCGGCUUCACUGGACGCUUCUGCACCGUCAACACGGACGACUGCGUGAGUCAGCCGUGUGUCAACGGCGGCCGCUGCCUGGACCGCGCCGGAGGCUUCCACUGCCUCUGUGCGCCUGGAUACACCGGCGCCACUUGUGACACGCCCCUCAACUGCCACGACGGAUGGGAGGGAGGAGGAGGAGAAGGUGGAGUCAGACACCACCUUACCACAGCAGAGAAGAACUAUAGGACGAACAGUAAUGGCAGUCGUCAUGGCGACCGGUUGUUCAGGGUGACGGUAAGCGAGCACGUCGCCACCAGUUUAUCGGACACCGAGCUUGCCGUCGUGCUGGUGCUGGCGGCGCUGACGCUGGGUGCGGUGGUGCUGACCGCCGCCUUCAUACUGCAGGGUCACCGCAGGGACUGUGGACACGCCCCCUGCUGGACCGUGACCUCGCCGCCAACAGCGAUACAGAAAAGAUGGCGAGCGCAGCAGGACGAACCGGAGCAGCCAAUCAGCUUCCUGAACGCCACCGAGCCAGAGAAGAAGAAACUGAACACGGAGGUCGUAUAGAGAGAGAGAGGGCGAGCAAGGCCCAGAGGUCAGCUGACUACGGAAAGCCAACAGGGUCAUGUUACGUCUGACGUCACACGUAAAUAGGUUUUCCAGAGCUGACGUCUGAUUCUCCCAUGAUGCAUCUGCUGGUAAUAAACAUUUUAACUGUGACAUCAUCAGCGUCUGUGAUGUCAUUUCCUUCUGGACUAAUGUGGCGAUGCCUCCGCCGAGACGUUACUAUGACGACCAUGUGAACUGAUUUUACAGUGACGUCAUCAUCUGGUACGAUGACGUCACUGAUUAAUGUUGGAU